Messenger RNA from Malaya genurostris, 3405 nucleotides. RefSeq lists its product as uncharacterized. Lineage: Eukaryota; Metazoa; Arthropoda; Insecta; Diptera; Culicidae. Gene Ontology annotation, biological process: microtubule-based movement; mitotic spindle organization. Bases 229 to 3021 code for a protein of 930 amino acids. The transcript is spliced from 5 exons. The record is from RefSeq and is a predicted model, not a curated record. Gene Ontology annotation, molecular function: microtubule binding; ATP binding; microtubule motor activity.
AAUUUCGCCCGUCGGAAGACUGUUUACAAAAUAUUCGGUUUGCGUCGCGUGCUGUGCUAUUAUCGCUGGGAAGAAAAAUGGACUGCCUAGGUUUAUUUUAGCUUAUUCGGUUGAAUUUACGGGAGAAUAUUUUUGUUGUAAAAUCAAAGUGAACAGUGGGUAAACCGAGAUUCGUUAGUGAAGUGUGUGAAAUUUAUUUCGUGUGUGCAAAGUGAAAAGAAAAAAAAAAUGAAACUCGUAACGGACGCCAGCUGUGAAGCACUGGAACCGGUUCGGAUUGCAAUCCGGGAGCGGCCCAGUGACAUCGACGAUGAGGAUAGUAUCAUUCAGCACCACUCGGCAAACGAUCAGAUUCUGAUCGUGGAUGAGAGGCCGUUCGUGUUCGAUUUCGUGUUCCGACCGGAAGCGUCCCAGGCGCUGGUGUACGAUGCCCUGAUUCGGCCGCUGGUAGUGAAAAUGAUCAAUGGUUUCUUUUGUACGGCGUUGGCCUACGGUCAAACUGGAACGGGAAAAACGUUCACCAUGGGACUGCAGUGGGAUCACAGUGGACCACAUGAUGUCAAUCGAGGAAUGAUAACGCGUGCCCUGGAUCAGACGUUCGAUUUGCUGAGGGAAUCACGCGACCAGGAGGACUACGAGAUCGAGGUGUCGUUUGUUGAGAUUUAUAAUGAAAAGAUUUAUGAUUUGCUGUCGGAGAAUUCGACGGAACCGGUAAAUUUACGUGGGUGUAAGUUUAACGGUGGAACGAAGCGUUUGGUUAGCCGGGCCGAUCAGGCACAGGAUAUUCUGAUCGAAGGAAACAAAAACCGACACGUUCGGCCGACCAAGUUGAACACGCUGAGCUCGAGAUCGCAUGCCAUUUUUAGCAUUCAUGCUUCGGUGGUACACGACGAUGCCCGGAUAGUGUCGGCACUGCAUCUGGUCGAUUUGGCCGGUUCGGAAGGUGUUCGCCGAACCGGACACCAAGGUGUUGCGCUGGCCGAGGGUGUCCACAUCAAUCAGGGUCUGUUGAGCAUUGGAAAGGUUCUGCAGGCGCUGUCCAUCGGUAGUAAGGUCGUUCCCUAUCGGGACAGUAUUCUAAGUUCGGUACUGCAGGAUUCGUUGAAUUUAAAUUCGUACCUAACCCUGCUGGCCUGUGUCAGUCCCCUGCCGGAGGAUAUGAGCGAAACGCUGUCCACGAUUCGGUUUGCCCAGGGGGCAAAAACAUUGAAGAAUAACCCGCAGAUUAAUGCCAUCACAGCGGAAUUGAAGGCAAAAGAACGAACCCGAACUCCCGGCAAAAGCUACGUGCCCGGUGUUCUGCGGUCGAAGAAUCUUAACCCGAAAACACCGAAAUCGGCUGCCAAACGUCCAAAUCCGGCCGGUGGUUCCUCGGUUAAGAAAGUCCACAGUAACACCUUCUGUACACCGAGUAAAAUACGCAAGCUGGACUACGGAAAGCUGAAUUCGACCGUGGCACCGGUACCGGCAAAUAAACCGACGGUUGAACUUCUGCCGCCGCCACCGCCUCCACCGUCGGAUCCAAUUGUAGCCCCACCGACAAAAGCUGCCCUUCAGGCUAAUGCCGUUGCCUCCGCCACGAUGAUGCCACCUCCGUCGGUCGGCAAUUUUCCCCGGUUCAGCGAUAUGAUGGAGAAAGAUUUCGAGUCCAUUCCGGCUGAUUCCCGGUCGUCAAUGUUCAGCCUGAAUCUGUCCAGUUCCACUUCCGUUGAUCAACCGAUUGCUUCGUCCAGUGUGGCAUCAUCUCACCAACAAAGUACCAGUUACAGUCCGAUCGUGAAAAAAUGUAUGGAAACUUUCGAAGCCACCAUCGAGCAGAAGUUGGCACAAAUGUUUGAAAAAAUUCAGCACAUUCAACCGUUGCCAGCAGGAGUAGCAGGAGCAGGAGCAGCACAAACUUCGGUUCCAUCAGUUCCAGCCACGCCCACCGCCGCACCGCAAUUUGUCGUUGAUUGUAGCACUCAGCCGGAUAGCAGCAGUGCAGUAAAACAGCAGCCCAACCGCGAUGAGCUCGCUCCGAUGGCAAUGGGGUCUGCCAUUCCAUGGGACAUUAUCCGUCGGGAAAUUCAAGAAGCAAUCCGUUCGGAAAUCAGUACCAUCAACGAUUCUCACGCACCGAAAUACGAGAGCACUCCCUGUCAACAACGUUUCCUGAAUGAAUCCCGUGGUGGCGGCGGCGGCGGCGUUGCUCCAAGUACGGCCAUUCGUCUAACGAAUCCUGCGCUGAAACGAUUGAAAGAACAAGCCAGGCAAGCGGCAACGGCGGAUGAUUCCGCCGGAGAAACCGGACUGAACAGCACAGUGGUUGCCAAUACCAAAACUCCCCGUCACUGGGAGGUGAUCAAUGUGGAUAGCGAUGAUGAAGAUGCUGCAGCACCAACAGCAGCCGAUAAUGAUCCCGACGAAAGUGGAGUCAUCGUUCGGAGGCAACAAUCGAAAAGGCUUUCCGGUAUGCGUCAGCCUUUCUCGGAGGUCGAUGCAAAUGUCAAACCAAUCAAAACCACCCAGAACUUCCCCGAUGAAAGCUACCUGUGGGAGAUACAGGACGGAAUGGUUCGUCGUCGUAGUACGAGAAUUUCACUGCGGAAAUCCACGGUCUCGCAUCAGCACCACAAAAAGGGAUGCUGUCAGUCGAUUAAAAAGAAAAAGCCUCGAUUCGAAGCGUUGAUCGAAGAAGAAGACAAAGAAAAUCUCGAACACGAACACGUCGUAAACGGGCGGAAGAAGGCGGCUCCGAUGCAGAUCAGCAACAAAGUCAUUGCCGGAUACUUUCAAACACCGGGUGGUAAAAAAGAGCCCAAAAUGACGGCUUCCAAACAUGGAAAAGCCGUACUGGAUCUGGUCAACCGGGGCAGUAUCAAGGAGGUGCAAAUUCUGCCCACCGUUGGAUUGAAAAUGGCCUAUCAAAUUGUGACGCAUCGCACCAUCAACGGAAAGUUCAAAAAGGUCGAUGAUUUGGCGAAGCUUUUUGUCGGCGGCAAAAAAUGGACCAAGUUCCUCGAGGCGAAUUAUCUCUCUUAAAGCUAGUGGAAAAAAACCGGCUGUCCGUUUCAGUGGUCUCGUCGUUCGUAUAAAACUUUUUAAACCGUUCCUCCGUAGUUUGUAAGUUAAACUUACUAUUAUUUUUUAACAAAUUUUCAUUUGAUUCAUGCACAUCUGUCGACAUCCAUCUGCAAUCCCAUAGAUUGAUAGUUCUAUUUUUGUAUAGGAAUAAUAACGUGAGAUAUAAAUUGUAUGUUAAGUGGCGAUAGCAUCAUUCAAUAUAAAUUCUAAUCGUACAAACCUAGUAGCAGUAGAACAAUUGCCAUCGGGCAACCGUCGGUUUUAAAUUUGUAUUAUUUUUUUCCAACACAUCUCGGUUUCGUCCGUUGCUGCACAAUACAUUUUAACAUUUAGUUCCCUGUA